This is a messenger RNA of Durio zibethinus, 635 nucleotides long. Its product is annotated as guanine nucleotide-binding protein subunit gamma 2-like. The record is from RefSeq and is a predicted model, not a curated record. Gene Ontology annotation, biological process: G protein-coupled receptor signaling pathway. Lineage: Eukaryota; Viridiplantae; Streptophyta; Magnoliopsida; Malvales; Malvaceae.
AAUCGAAAGGAAAAGAAGAACAGCUUUCGAAGAAAACAGUAAGGAAGAAAAGUCGCUUAUUUGUUCCGUUUUCAGAGUGAAAGGAAAAAAAUAAAAAAAUCAACGAAUAAAAUAAAAGAUCAAAGCUGUGUACGGAAAACUUCAGAUCUGCAGGUUUAAAAGACUUGGUUACUUUAAUUAUGCAAUGAAAAUUCCAAAUUCCAAAAAAAUAAAUUAAAGAAAUGAAAUAUUGAAAUGAUCCGCAUCGUUUUGGAAUGACCAACUGGCAUAGAAUUUGAAUCUUUCCUCUAGCAGCCAGGCAAGCGAGCAGCAAUGGAGUCAGAAACGGCGUCGUCGGCGGAGGAACAGCAAGCGGCUGGUUCAGCAGCUGAUACCAGAGGCAAGCAUCGGAUUCUUGCUGAACUCAAGCGUGUCGAACAAGAAUCCAGUUUCCUUGAGGAAGAGAUGGAAGAACUUGAGAGAACAGAUAAUGUAUCAACGUUGUGUGAGGAAUUGCUGCUUAGCAUGGAGACAAGACCUGAUCCACUACUCCCAGUAACACAUGGCCCUAUAAACCCAUCAUGGGAUAGAUGGUUUGAAGGGCCCCAAGACCCCCAAGGUUGCAGAUGCCAGAUUCUCUGAUUUGAAGCAAUCUA